Messenger RNA from Indicator indicator, 888 nucleotides. It is a transcript of the gene LRRC10B, whose product is annotated as leucine rich repeat containing 10B. Gene Ontology annotation, molecular function: protein binding. The transcript has a single exon. Bases 1 to 888 code for a protein of 295 amino acids. The record is from RefSeq and is a predicted model, not a curated record. NCBI's taxonomy places the organism in Eukaryota, Metazoa, Chordata, Aves, Piciformes, Indicatoridae.
AUGGGUAGCGGCGGCUCCUCGGGACGCGGGACGCGGUUGGCGUCGGCCGAAGGCCCCGAGGGCACCGAGCAGCGGCUGGAGGUGCGGAAGGGAAAGGUGCCCGAGGCUCUGUGGGCACAGCGGGGGGUCCAGAAGCUGUACCUGAGCGGCGCGGGGCUGCGGGAGAUCCCAGCCGAGCUGGGGGCGCUGCGGCACCUCCGCACGCUGGCACUGGAUGGCAACGAGCUGAUGGAGGUGCCCGACGCCCUGUGCCAGCUGCCUCGCCUGGCACACCUCUACCUGGGGCGCAACGGCUUGCAGUGGCUGCCGGCUGCCUUCGCCCAGCUCCAGAGCCUGCGGUGCCUGUGGCUGGAGGGCAACUUCUUCGCCCACUUCCCCCGAGCCCUGCUGCGCCUGCCCGAGCUCCGCAGCCUGCAGCUGGGCGACAACCGCCUGGCACGCCUGCCCUCCAGCCUGCCCAGCCUGGGCAGCCUCCGGGGGCUCUGGCUUUACGGCAACCGUUUCACCGAGUUCCCCCCUGCCCUGCUGCUCAUGGGCCAGCUCCGUGUCCUCGACCUGGACCGCAACCGCAUCGCCGCCUUCCCCGACCUCUCCGACCUCACCAACCUCUCCCUCCUCUCCUACGACCACAACCCCGUCCACCAGCCUCCCAGGGUGGGAGAUGCCACCCGGCUGGUGGGGGAUGGGGCACAGGAGUUCAUGGAGGAGAGGCAGCAACGCCUGCAGAGCCUUCAGAAGCAAGAAGAGGAGGAGGAGGAGGAGAAGGAGGAGGAGGAGGAGGAAGGCACCGCUGAGGUCCCACCGGUGGUUCCUGAGGAUGACUGCCCGCUGCUGGAGAAUGAGGAGGGUGACUUUGUGGCCCUGCCAGGCUCCCCUGAGGAAAUGUGA